AUGACAGGAUCAAAUCAAAAAUAUAAUUAGAUAUUGUUUAAUGUAUUAUAUAAUUUUAAAUAACUUAGCAUUUACAAAAGAAUAUGAGAAUCUAAUAAAAUAUUAAAACAAUGAAUUUAAUGAAUUUAACACUGAAGUAUUAUAAUAAUAAUAAUAACGAUAUAUUUAGUUACUAAGAUAUCUAUAAAAUUCCAGCUUAUAUAAGAGAUCCUUUUAUUUAUAAUUUAAAUAUAACGUAUUUUUAAAGUUUAUGA
Messenger RNA from Paramecium sonneborni, 254 nucleotides. The record is from the annotation of a GenBank genome assembly. Lineage: Eukaryota; Ciliophora; Oligohymenophorea; Peniculida; Parameciidae.